Plasmodium adleri (nom. inval.) is the source of this 384-nucleotide messenger RNA. Its product is annotated as conserved Plasmodium protein, unknown function. The transcript is spliced from 2 exons. Bases 1 to 384 code for a protein of 127 amino acids. Gene Ontology annotation, cellular component: ciliary basal body; centrosome. NCBI's taxonomy places the organism in Eukaryota, Apicomplexa, Aconoidasida, Haemosporida, Plasmodiidae. The record is from RefSeq and is a predicted model, not a curated record.
AUGGAACGUAAGAAAGGAAUGCCACUAAUAAAAAGUGAGGAUGAACUUUCAAAAUGUAUUGAAAUAUUAAGAGUAAAAAGACAAGAAAUUCAUGAGCAAAUUAUAAAGGAAGAGGACAAAGAACGAAUGCAGAAAGAGAUUGCUAUGCUAAAUGAUAAAUUGCAAGAAGUUUGUCAUAGUAUAGCAAAAAAAUUACAAACACGUUUAGAAUAUGAUAGAACAAUAAAAGAAACAUCAGCUGCUUACACAAAAAUAAGGGAAUCAGCUAAAUCAUUAUUACAUAUUUUAAAAAGAGAAGAAAGUCAUCUUGGAAAUAAAUUAUAUAGUGGAACAUCUGAAGAUGAUUUAAGAUCCCUUAGAGAAUUGAGAAAUAUACAAAAUUGA